UGAAGUGGACUUCAUCCUAGGUUAUUUAAGAAGCUCCACAGAGGAGAAAAAAAGCACUUCUUGUCUUGUGUCAUUUGUAUAGACAGACCAAUAAAAGGCAUCUGAUGCGCCGCUCCUGAAAGAAAUUAGUUUUUCAAGACAAAUUCUGACCUUAACUCUAGGCCUGAUGAAUUAUCAUGAUCAAGUUUUAGAAAAUAUUUCUAAAAAUUUUAGAAAUUUGGUCAUGAUCAAGUUUUAGAAAACAUAGCCUUUGACUCAGAUGUAGUGCUAAACAGUUUUCCAACGCUGUUCUAAAUCUUGUUCUUUCACUGAGCUAUGUGGUCUGAGCUGGUGGUGUGUAUGCUGGCGACUCUACUCGCUGAGGUUGUUGCAGCAAAGUCUAGUGGCCAUUUUCUGGAAAGUCGAAAUCACAUUGAGACCAUGGACACGAACAAUACCAAACCCACCUUCUCUCGAAAAGUUUUCACUGGUACUGUCCCAGAGCUCUCAGCUCCAGACACCGCUGUGAUGACAGUGUCAGCCACAAAGGCAGCGACCUUUAAUGCUGCUGUGAGAUACUCCAUCACCAGUCAGGAAAGCUUCCCUGCAACUGAUAUGCACACGUCCAUAUUUGGCAUCGGUGAGAAGACAGGAGUCAUCCACACAACAGAUGUGGUCCCACCUUCAGAGGUGGUGAAAGCGUUCAGAUUGAGUCUUGAGGUUGCUGACGGCACUGGCUUAACAGAUGAAGCUGUGGCCAUCAUAAACGUAACUGACAUCAACAAUCACGCACCGGAGUUCAGCCCAACAUCGUACCGCCUGACUGCUGUGAAGAAGACGCUUGGUGACAUCGGCCGAGUGAGCGUGGCCGACGGAGAUGAGCCAGGAACAGGAAACUGGGAGGCCAAGUAUUCCAUCUCUGGUGACCCUCAUGGGUAUUUCAGCAUCAGAACAGACGCUGAGACCAACCAGGGCGUCCUGAGUGUGGUGAAGUUCUUCAAUGAUGAGACACUGAAGGAGCACCGCCUGACCCUCUGUGUGAAGAACAUCAAUCCUUUAAUGGGUGAAUCCUGGAGCACUCCGGAGAGCACAGCCACCGUCACCGUCGCUGUGGUCGACGGGAGCGCAGCACCGUACACUGAGGACCCGAUACAAAUGGCAGCUCCACAGAACGAACGUGCUGCCGCAUCACUGAAUAGCAACACUACGCCUGUUGCAGAGGAAUUCAGUGCAGGAUCUGAAAUCACCUUGGACCCGAGGAACUGGCAGGACAUUAGCAACACUACAGGAGAGAGUCCCCGCAUUCCACAUGCUAAAAACAAGGUCUGCACUGUUGAAAUCACGGUCACUGCUCUCAAUGGCAAAGAUUCUACCUCAGCCACCGUGCAAAUCUCAACAGCGGAGACCAAUGUCUUUGCCCCUCAGCUCUGGCCUUCAGGCUUAAUCUGCAAGACUGGAGAGCUAUUCUUCUCAGGUCUGGCUCCGAGUUCAGAGGAUGGAGACCUUCCUCCCCUCGCAGCACCCUACUCAUUCGACAGCCCGUGGGUGCUGUCCAACGAUAAAUGGAUUUUGACUCAAGUCAAUGAUACUCAUGCAGUGCUGCAGCCUGGUGUGGGUAUCGACUCAGGCGUGUAUGAGGUCACUGUGAUCGUCUCCGAGUCAGGCACCCAUCUCUCCUCUGCUCGUGUCAACCUGACUCUGUGCACCUGCAACUCUUUUGGUGCAUGCCAGUCAGCGGUCACCCUGGACUUUCACUUGGGAAGUGGACUCAUCGCUUUCAUUAUCGUCGUCGUCAUCAUUGCGAUCAUUCCACUGGUGAUUCUGGGUGUUGAGUUGCUGAACGUUUUGAAGCAGUGCCACAACAAAAGGAAAUGCCGAGAGGCUGAUGAGCCUGAAGGUCAUGCUCAUGAGAAUGCCAAUAACUGCGGGGAACAAGUCUGCCGUGAGGAAGACACGAAUACAGUCAAUCCGAACCUGCUGAGCAAACUCCAUGAUGCGACCAACAACUUUGAUGGAGUGUGCAACAAUCCCAGCGGUGAGCCACAGAUCGUCCCAGGUGGCGCUCACUCCUUGCCUGCUCCCACCACCCCAUGCAAAACUCUGGAUGAAAUCGAGGACUGCAUACACAAACGUCUGGAAACUGCAGAAAAUGACCUCGAUGUGCCACCAUAUGACAUCGCACUGAUCUACAACUAUGAAGAAGACGACUCUCUGCACGGGAGCCUCAGUUCCAUUUUCUCAUCUGUCUCCGAUGCCGACCAGGACUACGACUACCUGAGCGACUGGAAACCACAGUCCACGGCGGUUGACAACCUCAGUGAUAAGGCAAAGGGGGACAAGGCCAAUGAAUCUAACUGAUGUGCUUCACAGAACAUUUGUCUCAUUUUAAUUUUUAUAGAAUAUUUGAGACUAGAUAUAUGAAUAAUCUUUAUGAAAUCAAAUGAGAAAGGUAACUCAAACCCAAAUAUUUUCAGGGGUAAUUCAAUGUUUGCAAUGCUUAAAAAGAAUGCCUACAUUUCAGUCUGUCCUAUAUAUCUGUAUAUGUUCAAAACAUUUGAUAAUGUCUAAUUUCAAUAAAACCCUCUUGUUAGUUGUUAGCUAGCUAGUGUUUGUCAUUUAUAGCACGGUUCACUAUGUAAGUCUUAGG
Molecule: messenger RNA, 2626 nt
Organism: Synchiropus splendidus (mandarinfish)
Lineage: Eukaryota; Metazoa; Chordata; Actinopteri; Syngnathiformes; Callionymidae
Product: cadherin-15-like
Exons: 12
Coding region: 316-2337 (673 amino acids)
Biological process (GO): cell-cell junction assembly; adherens junction organization; cell morphogenesis
Cellular component (GO): catenin complex; membrane; adherens junction
Molecular function (GO): cadherin binding; calcium ion binding
Source: RefSeq, a predicted model, not a curated record